Apis mellifera (honey bee) is the source of this 2630-nucleotide messenger RNA. Its product is annotated as protein roadkill. Bases 1385 to 2560 code for a protein of 391 amino acids. Gene Ontology annotation, biological process: proteasome-mediated ubiquitin-dependent protein catabolic process; regulation of proteolysis. Lineage: Eukaryota; Metazoa; Arthropoda; Insecta; Hymenoptera; Apidae. Gene Ontology annotation, molecular function: ubiquitin protein ligase binding. Gene Ontology annotation, cellular component: cytoplasm; nucleus. The record is from RefSeq and is a predicted model, not a curated record. The transcript has 7 exons.
AAAAUAAUGAUUCACCUGGCUAAUUAAAAAAAAAAAGAAGAAGAAGAAGAAAUACAAUUUAUAACAUCUUUUCUAACAUCGAAGUGAAUCGAAGCUGACGGAUGAUGGAACGAGGAGAACGGAAAUAGAAAGCGUUUCGGAGUGGUCUGCGGCUUUCUGGCAACGAGGCACUCACUCGUCGGAUUUGCCCUCGAAAGCCGUCGUGUCGCGUGUAACCGAAGACCGUCGGCACCGCGGUAAUUCCAACUCGAAAACCAUCGUGUGUGCAUUACUUCGAGGUUGUGCCGGUGAUUAGCUGUUUCUCGGCACGCGAUACGAAACCCGGUAUUCGGCCAGAUUGAUUCAAUUCGCGUUCGAUUACUACCCCGCACCGGAAUCUACCCCCAUUCUGAUCGUUCAGGGCAUUGCGGGGAUGCUUCGAUUUUUGUCCAUCUUAAUUUCGACGUUGGUUUACAUUCCAUAUUCACAUUAACUCGUGAAAAUUUUCCAAUAAUCAAUUAUCAGAUAUCUAACUUUGAAAUUGUAUAAUCUUUUAGAAAAUUUUUAAUGAAUGAUAAAAUUAAUGUUAUUUUUUAUAAAUUUAAUAUUUUUUUAAAUAAUUUGAUAGUCGAUUCUGUUGAAUAAUAAUAGAAAAGUAAAUUCUAAAUAAUUAUCCUAUUUGAUAUUUAAAUUUUACUAUAUAUAUAUAAAUGAUUUUUAUAAUUUAUAAUUUAUUAUUUGAAUAUAACAAAUCGGCAAGACAGAAAUAAAUAUGAAAUAAAUUCAAUAGAAUCGAGUUAAUCGAGUCUUUUUGCUCGUUUCCAAUUAAAAUUGCGGUACAACACUUGUGUAGAAAAAAUCCUAUCCUAUGCAAAGACGAAGUUCUAUAAUUGAUAUUCAAUCGAUUGCAGUCGCGAUUGAAAUUGCAUUGGAAUCGGCUCGAAUCUUUCAUUCGCGCAAUUGCUGUUCCGAUUAACUACAAUUAAAUUUCGAUUUCAUUUUCAAUCCCUUUAAUCCCGGUUCUGAAACAAAAGCAUAAACGUACAAGCGACGCAAGAAAGUCUCGUUCAAUUAAAGAUAAAUUAAAAUGGGAAAUUGGCGGCUUGCCAAAAUGUACAAAACGUGUGUGUCCGAAUACGUUGAACUUAAUAAUUUAUACAAGGAAAAGUUGGACGAGAUAUAACGGGACCAACAAUCGACGACAAAGCGCAUUUUCACACGAAGAAGCUUUAUCGUGACUGUUGGGUCGCAAUUAUAAAACGUCAGAGGAAUUGUUUUUACUCGCAAACAGAUUAACAAAUACGAGAAAAUGAAGAGGAAGAAAGAAGAAAUAUGCGGCGAGAAAAGUUGGCAUAUGCGCGAUGAAUACAGAAAUGCCUUUUCGUUUGUGUGAAGCCACGAUAAAAUGGAGCUAUUGGUACCAAUAGUCUCAGACGUCGUGUUUAAAUACACGUGGCCUAUUCCAAAUUACAAAAGAACUAUUUCGAAGAAAAGCCAUAUAGAUAGCCCGCCCUUCAACGUCAAUAUAAAUGGUAUUCACAGCACAUGGAAUUUAUCCAUCAGAUUCUGGAAGAAUCCCGAUGGCAAAAGAAUAAUAAACCCGGUGGUAUUGUGCCUGAACAUGUUGAACUGCAACGUAGAUGAAGCGGAACAAGCGAAGAUACGAUUUCAAUUUGCAGUUUUCAAUGCCGACGUUAAACAUUGGGAAUACUGUCACGUUAGCAGGACAAUACUCGAGCUGAAAUCAUACACGGACAUCAUUUCCUUGGGCUAUAGAGACUUGUCCAUCGUCCACAGACAUUUAAAGAAGAAUGGUGAGGUGGUAUUAAUGGUUAAAAUACAGAUAAUCCAAUACGAGAGCGAAAAACAUAACUUGUCACAGGAUAUGGCCAGACUGUUAAAACAUUCAUAUGGUGCAGACACUAAGUUAAUUUGUGGAGGUUUAAACAAUACAGAAAUUCCAGUUCAUAGUACUGUAUUGACUGCUCGUAGCAACGUUCUUGCUGAAAUGAUUUUGCCUUUAAAAGAAUUUAAUGAGAGGAAAGAUAUGAAGACAAAUACUAUAAAAGAUAAAAUGGAUACGAGAAUGUUACAAGAAAAUAACAUAAUCGAUAAAGAAAGCGGACGUUUCAAUAAUUUCUACUCGAGUUUGUUUUUUUUACGGAAACGUUAUGUAUUUUCCUUGGAAUUGUUGGAUCUUAGUAAAGAGGUAGCUGAAGAAUUUUUACGAUACAUAUACAGCGAUCAAGUCGAUAAUUUGGAUAAUUUUGCUCCACAACUUUUAUCGUUGGCUGAACGUUUUUCUUUGCAAGGAUUAAAAGAACUUUGUGAAAGAAAUCUUAUAGAAACAAUAACUCCAGAAAAUAUAGCAAGCAGACUUUUAAUUGCAGAUGAAUUUGGAUGCGAUGCGCUUAAAAAAGCAAGUUUAGCAUAUUGCGAGGAAAACUUAACGGUACUCAAUAAAAGUUUAGCAUGGAAAAUAAUGGAACAAACAAAUCCAGAAUUGUUUAAUGAAGUUUGUGAAGCUGGUAUUGGCAGUUCAAGAUCAAGUAACAUGGAUGAUAGUGAAUUAAGCAAUUGACAUCUUUUCUUUAAAUAUAUAAAUAAAAUUAAUUAUAAAAUUUUGAUUUCAAUGAAAGAACUUUAAUAAA